CCGAAAGCCCUCCAAAAUCCCGAGUCCAGAUCUGCUCGAUCCCAUUCCCCAUUCUCGAGCAUAGCUCGGAUCUCCGGCGAUCAGGAUUGCGGAGAGGAGAGGCUCUCUGCUGCUGGAAUCAUGUCCGUGACUCCCAAUCGGAGAUUCGGGUUUCCGUUACCCCCGACCCCGUCUCCUUUUCUGACCCCUCGCCCCGAGAAGCGGCAGCUGGACCUCAGGUGGGCUGACGGUGGCCCGACCUCCAACCGGCAUGACAAAGAUAAGGAGGUCAAUGUUCAAGUCGUACUCAGAUGCAGGCCAUUGAAUGAUGACGAGCAAAGGCUGAAUGUUCAAAAGGUGAUAUCUUGUAACGAACAGAAGAACGAGGUGACUGUCAUACAAGGCAUGAUCAACAAACAAGUCGAUAAGACAUUUACCUUCGACAAGGUGUUUGGACCUAAAACUCAACAAGGAAUGACAUACGUCCACGCUGUUGCACCACUGGUCAAUGAUGUUCUCGAAGGUUUCAACUGCACUGUAUUUGCCUAUGGUCAGACAGGCACAGGAAAAACUUAUACGAUGGAGGGAAGUGCAAAGCCUAAGGGUCAACAUCUAUCGGUCGAUGCUGGAGUGAUUCCAAGAGCUGUCCGCCACAUUUUUGAUACUUUAGAGGGCCGGAAGGCCGAUUAUAGUAUGAAGGUAACCUUCCUGGAGCUGUACAAUGAAGAAAUAACUGAUCUGCUAGCUACCGAAGAGCAAACUAGACUUGCAGAAGAUAGACAAAGGAAACAAAUCUCUCUUAUGGAAGAUGGUAAGGGUGGUGCAGUUAUAAGAGGUUUAGAAGAGGUGGCUGUUUACAGUGUCGAUGAAAUUUACAGCCUCCUAGAACGUGGAUCUGCCAAGAGACGGACAGCAGAUACUCUGUUAAACAAGCAGAGCAGUCGGUCGCAUUCAGUCUUUUCUAUCACAAUCCAUGUGAAAGAAGCAACCAUAGGAAAUGAUGAACUUAUCAAGUGUGGCAGGCUUAAUCUUGUAGAUUUGGCUGGCUCAGAAAAUAUAUCCCGUUCUGGUGCAAGAGAGGGCAGAGCAAGGGAAGCAGGAGAGGUGAACAAGAGCUUGUUAACACUUGGUCGUGUCAUAACUUCGCUGGCGGAGCAUUCUAGCCACAUACCUUAUAGGGAUAGUAAGUUGACAAGGUUGUUAAGGGAAUCUUUAGGUGGCAGAGCAAAAACCUGUAUAAUAGCAACAAUAUCUCCAUCUGCUCACUCUUUAGAGGAAACUCUAAACACCCUUGAUUAUGCAUGCCGUGCGAAGAACAUCAAGAACAAGCCAGAGGCAAACAAAAAAUUUUCGAAGUCUGUACUUCUGAAGGAUCUGUUCCUAGAAAUUGAGAAGUUAAAACAAGAUGUAAGAGCGGCAAGGGAGAAAAAUGGCAUUUACAUUCCCCAAGAAAGAUUUUUACAGGAUGAGGCGGAGAAGAAGGCAACACAUGAAAAAUUAGACGUUUUGGAGUUUGAUCUGGAUCAUGCACGAAAGCAAGCUGACAGAUUUCAAGAACUUUACCAUGCUGAACAAGAAAGGAAUCUGGACUUGGAAAGCAAACUCAAGGAAUGCAAGACAAAUCUUGAAGAGAACAAGAAGGCCUAUCUGGAGUUGCAAGAAAUUUUAAUGAGAAGCAAUCUGAUGCUCAAGGAAAGGGAGUAUAUCAUUUCAAACCUGUUAGAUUCUGAGAAUACUAUUCUUACACGUGCAAAGGUGCUGCGGAGUGAUCUGGAAAUUGCAUCAGAGGACAUGUCACUCCUCUUUGCUAAAAUAGAGCGGCAAUCUCAAGUUGAAGCAAAAAACCAUGGCUUGGUUGUUGAUUUUGGCUCUGAGCUUGAUGAGAAUCUCAAAACAUUACAUAGGAUGGUGAUAGGAUCAAUUUGUGAAAACCAUGAAUCGUUAAAAUCCAUGGAAGAAUAUGUUAGCUCAUUUGUUGCAGCCAAAUGUGAGGCAGCCAAAUGCUUGGAUUUGAAACAUGAGAGACUUAAAAGCAUAUACAGUUCUGGUAUCCUGCAUAUGAAGGAACUUGCAGGUGCGCUACAACAUAAAGCCUUUUCAGACCUAGAAGAAACUAGAUCAACAAUGUUUGCUCAGAUGAUCGCUGUUGAGAAUUUUCUUGUGACUGUUGCUUCAGAGGCUGAGCAGGUUCUGCAUGAUAUUCAAAUAUCCCUGUCUGAACAAAAGGAUUUGCUGGAUUUUUUUGUCCAGCAACAAGCGACGGGAUUGCAAAGAAAUCUUGUUUCGACAGAAGCCAUCUCCAAGACAACAAUUCAUUUCUUCCAUGAAUUGCAGAGACAGGUCUCCAAGCUUUUAAAGAAUCUUGAACAUGACCAGUUGGAAAAAUCACGCCGCCUAGCUGCAUUUGAGAAGAACUUUGUGGAUUUAUCUGCUAGAGAAGACAAAGCAGCAUUUGAAAAAAUAUCUUUGAUAUUUACAAAUUUGAUGAAAUUAAAAUUGCAGAUGGUGUCUGAGGUUUUAGGAAAUGUGGAUGACACAAAUGCUGAAGACAGUAGGAGGCAGCAGGUGGAGGUGGCCAACAUGCAGCUAACAUCUGAUAAUGCCAAAAAGUCAUGGAUCAAUUACAUAGAAAGGGUAGAAAGUCAGAUUCAGGAGGAUGCCGCUUCAAUCACGAAGAUCAGAACGACAAUGGACAACGUUUUUCAGAACUGUUCAAUAAAAGUGGGUCAGUCUUUGCAUCAUUGGAAGAACAUUCAAUCAACCAUAGAUCACAUGCACAAGGAUUCAGCUGCAGAAGUUGAUUGUUUUGUAGUAUCAAGGAACCAAGAAAGGAAAAAUAUUUUUGAAGAAUUCACAUCAGUGGUCUCUGAAAACAAUGUGCAAUUUGACUCUGAAACCAGUGAUCUCCAGGCAGCUGCUAAGAUGUCACUUGUAUUGGACCAUGAGGUUAUGGAGCGCAUAGAGUCCACAUCAACCAUGUGCUUUGACCAUCUAAAAGGUUUGCAGGAUACUCAUAGUGAAAAUGUUAAAGAUAUCAGAAGUUUGGCAGACAAAUGCCUUCUAAGGAAAUACACGGUUGACAAUCCAACUAGUCUUACACCCACAAAGCGUUCUCUCAAUGUUCCGAGUUUAGCAUCCAUUGAAGAACUAAGGACACAGUUGGAAGACCCAAUUAAGCAUGAUAGGCGGGACAGCAACCUAAGAGAAGCUGAAGAAAAGCAGCAUGUCUGUGCACCUAUGCCAACCCCAAGAAGCCCACUUACGCCCAUCAACUCAUUAUGAUCAGACAACCGAGAUAGCAUCUGGCACUGCCUCUGAACCGUGCCGAUUAAGCCCAAUUAAUCAACCUCAUUCUGAUUAGUGCUAUGCAGUCAACAGCAGUGCAAAAGUUUGGCGACUGGGCAUUUUGUUCGUUGACCAAAAUUUCUUUGAGAAUCUGUAUAUUACCACCAAGUUUGCUGCCAUGUUGUAGCCAGAUCAAGUCAUCUUGACAAAUCGGCGUGAUGUAAUACUGUGUCUUUAAUUAAUGCUCUAAAAGUAGUGUCAUCAACAUA
Musa acuminata subsp. malaccensis (wild Malaysian banana) is the source of this 3533-nucleotide messenger RNA. RefSeq names its product kinesin-like protein KIN-5B. The record is from RefSeq and is a predicted model, not a curated record. Gene Ontology annotation, biological process: mitotic spindle assembly; spindle elongation; microtubule-based movement. Gene Ontology annotation, molecular function: ATP binding; plus-end-directed microtubule motor activity; microtubule binding. NCBI's taxonomy places the organism in Eukaryota, Viridiplantae, Streptophyta, Magnoliopsida, Zingiberales, Musaceae. Gene Ontology annotation, cellular component: spindle microtubule; mitotic spindle.